Messenger RNA from Heteronotia binoei (common prickly gecko), 936 nucleotides. It is a transcript of the gene NDUFAF4, whose product is annotated as NADH:ubiquinone oxidoreductase complex assembly factor 4. Lineage: Eukaryota; Metazoa; Chordata; Lepidosauria; Squamata; Gekkonidae. The transcript has 3 exons. The record is from RefSeq and is a predicted model, not a curated record. Gene Ontology annotation, cellular component: mitochondrion. Bases 108 to 632 code for a protein of 174 amino acids. Gene Ontology annotation, biological process: mitochondrial respiratory chain complex I assembly.
CUCCUGCCGUUCAGGGCCGUGGAGGCGCGGUUGCUCGCGCAUGCGCCCCUCGAGCGGAUGCCUGCACUGUUCCCUGGAGUGCUCGGAAGUGGGGUCAGCGUGCCGGGAUGAUGGGUGCCCGGGUGACCCGCGUGUUUCACAAUUUCAACCUGGAGAGCCGAGCCCACCGGGAGAUCGGCAAAGCGAAGCCCGCCUCUGCUCCACGACACCCCGUCACACCGGCAGCCGUCGCCCCGCAGGACAACCCUCACCAAUUCCAAGAAGAAAUUAAGAAGAAAGAUGAAUAUCUUCAUGCAUUAUUAAAAGAGGUGUAUGUUGAUUCCAGAGAUCCAUCUGUCGUAAAAAACAACAGAGGAAGCCUCCCAUCUAAGACAGAGGAGCGCCGCCUUGCAAAAGCAGGCCAGCUUGGUCACCUCGAUGUUAAGACUGUUCCCCGAGGCAAAAUCUCAGUAAUUGAGGCCUUGACCCUUCUCAGUAAUCAUCAUCAUUCUCCAAAUGAAUGGACUGCAGAGACAAUAGCAAAUGAAUACAACCUAGAACUGAAGGAUGUGACUGCCCUCUUAACAUACUUCAUCCCUUUUUCUGUGAAAAUCUUUCCUCCUCAAGACAAAAAACCCUUACAACCUAGAUAAAAAUGGCUGCCUAAAAACUGAAAAUGUGUCUUAUUUAAGUGGUGUCUGCAGGCUCUGUCACUUUCGUAACCCAUUCUGGCCAUAACAGUAUGAUAGAGGGAGCAAACCCUAGCAGAAUCUGUGAAGAAGGCCAAAAUGUCAUCUCUCUAAAAGUGAUUUGUUAUGAAUCAAACAAACAAACAAAACCUUUAUCUUUAAGCCUGAUCUUUGUAAAUUUUGUGUGCUGCAGAAGCUCCUGCUAUAAUAGGAUUCUGUAAACAGGUAUAAUUAAAGCAAGGCAGAGUUGCAGUCUUAUUUAUUCUAA